Messenger RNA from Dissoconium aciculare CBS 342.82, 3090 nucleotides. RefSeq lists its product as uncharacterized. Gene Ontology annotation, biological process: protein peptidyl-prolyl isomerization; protein folding. The record is from RefSeq and is a predicted model, not a curated record. Gene Ontology annotation, cellular component: nucleus. Gene Ontology annotation, molecular function: peptidyl-prolyl cis-trans isomerase activity; RNA helicase activity; RNA binding. The transcript has 10 exons. The coding region runs from base 1 to 3090 and encodes 1029 amino acids. Lineage: Eukaryota; Fungi; Ascomycota; Dothideomycetes; Mycosphaerellales; Dissoconiaceae.
AUGGCGACUUUUCAGCGGUUGAUCAUCAGCGUGUUGCUGAUCCUUACGGUUGCCUUCAUGUUCUUCGCGCAGAAUGUGGAGGCGGCCAAGGGCCCCAAGAUCACCCACAAGGUGUACUUCGACAUCAAGCAAGGCGACAAAGAGCUUGGUCGCAUUGUAAUUGGUCUCUACGGAAAGACUGUCCCUAAGACUGUCGAGAACUUCCGUGCCUUGGCCACUGGCGAGAAGGGCUUCGGGUACGAGGGCUCAAACUUCCACCGUGUUAUCAAGCAGUUCAUGCUCCAGGGUGGUGACUUCACCAAGGGCGACGGUACUGGUGGCAAGAGCAUCUACGGCGAGAAGUUUGCCGACGAGAACUUCAAGUUGAAGCACAGCAGGAAGGGUCUUCUCAGCAUGGCCAACGCUGGCAAGGACACCAACGGAUCUCAGUUCUUCAUCACUGUCAAGGAGACCCCGUGGUUGGAUGGACGUCACGUCGUCUUUGGAGAGGUGCUUGAGGGAUACGAUGUGGUCGAGGUCAUUGAGAACACUCCCAAGGGCGCCAACGACCGACCUUCGACCGCCGUGACCAUUCUCAAGAGCGGCGAGCUCCCGGUGCCGGAAGAAGGCCUUCACGGCACGGCUGAUUCCGAUGGGCCACUUGACGAAGAUGAUGAUGAAGCAACGGUAAUGAGACCUAUCAUUGUGAACGGCAAGCCACACAAGGUCAUCCAAGAGGGAGCCAAGCAGGCUCGCAAGGUGGUGCCUUCUCUUGCCAAGCCCACUGGUGGACUUGUCCGCGUCGCUCGAGCGUUGCUGGCAGACAUGGUGCCUAUGAGAGCAAAGCGUAUCCAUAGAGCAAGAUUCAAUCAAUUCCAUGAUCAUCGCGCCUCAACUGCCCAGAUGUACUUCCUCUGUUAUAUCCUGCACACGCGUCGAACCUCACUUGCCGACUCAACAUCUCAACGGUAUUGUUUUGAGCCAUCAUUUUUUGCGAUGAAGCCGAAGCAGCAUCCAGCCGGGAAGCGUGAACUCGAUGUUUCGAACCCUGGUUCAGAACAUGACGACUCUUGUAGGCCGUACUACUUCGAAAAGCAUCUGAAAGACGCAAUCAUGGCAGACAACCUGAACAUGAAUGGCUUGUCUCUCCAAGACUCCGCUCACGCACCCCAGGGAGGACCGCCUCAACAAGACGGAUUCUCUGAGCGUUCUGCUUACGUACCGCCUCACAUGCGUCAGCGUGGCCCUGGGCCCGCUCCUGCACAGGCUGGCGCUCCACCACCUGGACCCGGUGCCUUCAGCGGACCUCCACCCUCCGGCAUGCAAGGAAGCGCCUGGGCCCCGAACCAUGGUCCUCCACCACAGGCUGCUGGCGGCUGGGGCGCUGCCCAGACGUUCACCCCUCGCGGACCUGAGGGUCACUCUGCACCUCGCGGCAACUUCAACCGAAACGGGUACGGCGGAAACUCUGGUGGUGGUGGUGGUCGCGGAAACACUGGUGCAGGAGACGGUCAAUGGCGAGACGGCAAGCACGUACCCGGGCCUCCCAACGCUAACCUUGAGCGUGAUCUUUUCGGUGUUGCCAACGAUCCCCUGAAGCAACACUCCGGUAUCAACUUCGAGAAGUACGACGACAUUCCCGUCGAGGCAUCUGGACAGGGUGUGCCGGAACCAGUCACCACUUUCACCAACCCACCUUUGGACGACCACCUGAUCGCCAACAUUGAGCUGGCCGGAUACAAGAUCCCAACUCCAGUUCAGAAGUACUCAAUUCCGAUCGUCAUGGGCGGCCGUGAUUUGAUGGCUUGUGCUCAGACAGGUUCUGGAAAGACUGGUGGUUUCCUGUUCCCGAUUCUCUCCCAGGCCUACCAGACAGGCCCGAGCACUUCAACACCGGCUCAGCAGGGAUUCGCCCGUCAACGUAAGGCAUACCCCACAUCCUUGAUUCUUGCACCUACUCGUGAGCUGGUGUCUCAGAUCUACGACGAGGCUCGCAAAUUCGCCUACCGCUCCUGGGUACGCCCAUGCGUCGUGUACGGUGGUGCCGACAUCGGUUCUCAACUUCGUCAGAUCGAGCGUGGUUGUGACUUGCUCGUCGCAACCCCUGGUCGUUUGGUUGACUUGAUUGAGCGAGGCAGAAUUUCACUCGCUAACAUCAAGUACCUUGUUCUCGAUGAGGCCGAUCGCAUGUUGGACAUGGGUUUCGAGCCUCAGAUUCGCCGCAUUGUUGAGGGUGAAGACAUGCCUCGCACCGACAACCGCCAAACCCUCAUGUUUUCCGCCACCUUCCCCCGUGACAUUCAGAUGUUGGCCCGUGACUUCCUCCGCGAGUAUAUCUUCCUCUCCGUUGGACGUGUGGGCUCUACUUCUGAAAACAUCACCCAGAAAGUCGAGUACGUCGAGGACGUCGACAAGCGCAGCGUGCUCCUCGACAUUCUGCACACUCACGGUGCUGGUUUGACGCUAAUUUUCGUCGAGACAAAGCGUAUGGCCGACUCUCUCUCGGACUACCUCAUCAACCAAGGCUUCCCGGCUACUUCCAUUCACGGAGACCGUACUCAGCGUGAGCGUGAGCGAGCUUUGGAAAUGUUCCGUACUGGACGUUGCCCAAUUCUUGUCGCCACUGCUGUUGCUGCUCGUGGUCUCGAUAUUCCGAACGUCAAGCACGUUGUCAACUAUGACUUGCCUACUGACAUUGACGACUAUGUCCACCGUAUUGGUCGUACCGGACGUGCCGGAAACACCGGUAUCUCGACCGCCUUCUUCAACCGCGGCAACCGCGGUGUCGUUCGUGAGCUCAUCGAUCUUCUCAAGGAGGCGAAUCAGGAGGUCCCCGGCUUCCUCGAGAGCAUCGCUCGCGAAGGCUCAGGCUUUGGCGGCGGACGUGGUGGCCGUUCUGGCGGUCGCGGACGUGGCUCGGCUGGCAUGAAGGAUGUCCGUGCUUUCGGGGGCGGCCAGCGUCCCAGCUAUGCCGGUGGUAUGGGAGGUGGCGUGGGCGGCGGAGCCGGCGGUUACAGCCAGGGCGGCGGUGGCGGCUACAGCCAAGGCGGCUACGGCGGUGGCGGCAGCUACGGCAACCCAGGCGGUUCCGGUGCCAACAGCUGGUGGUAG